AUGUCCUCGUCACUGCAAGAGGACCUCACCUGUCCCGUGUGCGCUGACAUCUUCAAGGACCCCGUGGUGUUGUCCUGCAGCCACAGCGUGUGUAACAUCUGUGUCCAGCAGUACUGGGAGACCACGGGCUCCAGACAGUGUCCAGUCUGCAAGAGCAACUCCGCCGACACUCCCACCGCCAGCUUCGCUCUGAAAAACCUGUGCGAGCUCUACUUGAAGGAGAAAGGACAGUCACGCGGGCAGUGUAAACUGCACAAGAUGCAUUUUGAGCUUUUCUGUUACAAUGACAAAGAGCUUGUGUGUCAGUCGUGCGAAGACUCCAAAGUGCACAAGCAUCACAGGUGCACUCCUAUUGACAGAGCAGCAACUGACGUCAAGGAGGAGCUGAUGGUGAAACUGCAGGGGAAGCUGAAGGACUAUGAGCAAACUAAAGAGGAUUGCCAUAAAACCAUUUUGCACAUCAAGACUCAGUCGAAACAAACUGAGAAACAGAUCAAGAGGGUCUUUGCUGAGCUUCACCAGUUUCUGCGAGACGAAGAGAAGUCGAGAAUAGCUGCCCUGAGGGAAGACGAGAAGCUGAAGAGUUUGAUGAUGAAGAAACAGAUUGAGAAGAUGAACACUGAGAUCACGUCUCUGCCGGUAACAAUCAGAGUCAUAAAAGAGGAGAUGACAGAGGAUGACCUCACAUUUCUCUCUGAACACAAACCCACAGCAGCACUGACUCCUGAAUGUUAUUCCAGAGUCCAGUGCACACUUCAGGAUCCAGAGAGGUUUUCCAGCGCUCUGAUCAAUGUGGCAAAGCACCUGGGCAACCUGAAGUUCAGAGUCUGGGAGAAGAUGCAGGAGAUCGUGCGAUACUCUCCUGUUGUUUUGGAUCCCAACACUGCAUACUCGGGACUCGUGCUGUCUGAGGAUCUGACCAGCAUGAGGCGAAUCGAUGAGAGGCAACAGCUUCCCGAUAACCCAGAGAGAUUUGACAGAUACCUUACCGUGCUGGGCCCUGAGGGCUUCAUGUCCGGGACACACAGCUGGGAGGUGGAGGUUGGGGCAAAUUCGUGCUGGAGCGUGGGCGUGAUGACAGAGUCCGUGCAGCGGAAAGGAGAGUGUGCCUCCAAAAGAGGGCAGUGGUUCUUCUGGCAUAAAGACGGCAAAUACUGGGUGUGCUCCACCCCGAGGCCCUCUGCUCCCCUGCAGGUCAGACACCGGCUGAGGAGGAUCCGAGUGCAGCUGGACUGGGACAGGGGCGAGCUGGCAUUCUCAGACCCUGACCAUAACACGUACCUGCACACCAUCACACACGCUUUCACUGAGAAGGUGUUUCCCUCAUUUAGCAUUGGAGGCAAGCACGUUCCUCUGAGCAUCAGUCCUCUGAAGACCUCAUUUGCAGAGGAAGAGCACAGCACCGCGUCUUCUUCCUCUGCAAACAGAAGACUGUGGUACUCUGAAAAGCUGCACCUGCUGAAAAAGAAGCUUUCAAUUGACAUCUUCAAGGACCCCGUGGUGUUGUCCUGCAGCCACAGCGUGUGUAACAUCUGUGUCCAGCAUUACUGGGAGAGCAAAGGCUCCACUAAGUGUCCCGUCUGCAAGGUCAAAUCCACAGACACCCCCACCGCAAGCUUCGCUCUCAAAAACCUGUGCGAACUUUACUUGAAAGAGAAAGGACAGUUACAAGGUCGGUGUAAGCUCCACAAGCUGCGUCUUGAGAUGUUCUGUUACAAUGACAAGGAGCUUGUGUGCUUGAUCUGCCAAGAAUCAAAAGUACACAAGGAUCACAAGUGUAUUCCCAUUGAUACAGCAGCGACUGACGUCAAGGAGGAGCUGAUGGUCAAACUGCAGAAGAAACUGAAGGACUACGAAAAGGCCAGAGAUGACUGCCAUAAAACCAUCAUGCACAUUAAGGUGAGGUAG
Molecule: messenger RNA, 1908 nt
Organism: Engraulis encrasicolus (European anchovy)
Lineage: Eukaryota; Metazoa; Chordata; Actinopteri; Clupeiformes; Engraulidae
Product: E3 ubiquitin-protein ligase TRIM35-like
Exons: 10
Coding region: 1-1908 (635 amino acids)
Biological process (GO): protein ubiquitination
Cellular component (GO): cytoplasm
Molecular function (GO): zinc ion binding; ubiquitin protein ligase activity; protein binding
Source: RefSeq, a predicted model, not a curated record